AUGUGGGCGAGGGCCUCACUUCGACAUGCUCACACGAGAAAUAUAUCCUCAAAGCCAGCAGCCUCCAGGUCUUCGUCGUAUGGGCCAGCAGCGGCUAUUCUCGGAAUUGCAGCUUCGUAUUAUUUCUUUUCGCCAGACGUUUCUCGAGCAGCUCCUACCGUUGAAGAUCAAGUUCUUUCACCGACUUACUUUACAAAAUGCAGCAUUACAUCGAACGAAAAUUCUGGACCUGACACACGCCUCGUAACAGUAACAGUGCCCGCCAAGUCAAUACCUUCUACCUCUUCUCUCCAUCCAAUAUGGUCAGUUUACAUCAAGGACGAUGCUAUACAGGUCGAAAGGCCUUACACCCCUCUGGGAGGAAUCGAUUCGGACGGUCGUAUGCGUUUCUGGAUAAAGAAGUACCCUCGUGGUGAAGUCGGUCGUUGGUUGCACUCGAAAAUAGUUGGCGAUGUCAUCGAACUAAGAGGACCUUUGCAAACAUGGCGCUGGCAACCUGAUACUUGGGACGAAGUCAUUAUGAUCUCGGGUGGUACGGGUAUAACACCAUUCUACCAGUUAUUUCACAGCGUGAUUUCCCAGAUGCCAACGUCCUCCACAUGCUUCACACUUCUACACUCCAGUAAAACGGAAGAUGAACUGCCCCCACCGGCAAUUCUGGACUCGUUGAUUUCUUACGCAAAAGAGCACCCAUCCAAUUUUCGGGUACGCCUUUUCGUAGACACCCCCGCCGCGGACAUUCCAGAAGCCCAGACUGGUCGUAUCGGAAGGGUUGACAUCGAAAGGUCGCUCCGAAAAGAUGUUUCAAGCUCAACCUGGUUGGGAAGAUUAUUAGGGCAAACUGAAAUUCCGGACCUCCGUCAAAGAAAGGUCCUUUUCUUGGUCUGUGGACCUGAGCCAAUGCUCAACGCCAUUGCUGGACCUUAUGGCCGUAAUUUCUCUCAAGGACCGGUCGGAGGUGCUCUGGCAGAACUGGGUUGCAGAACUGAUCAAGUCUACAAACUUUGAAACCAGGUCUACUGUCCGACUAUCUUCCAUCUAAUCAGUUUUCCCGCCCAAAACGGCACGACAUUUUCCCCGGUACUAUAUCUUUCCUGCACCUUGAUACCCUCCGGAAGUUGCCUCAACACUACUUUUUUGGAGGUUUCUUCACCCAGCUCCGAAUGAUUCCAAAACAUGAGCGACCAAAGGCAACAAAAUUGGGGAUGUAU
Marasmius oreades (fairy-ring Marasmius) is the source of this 1211-nucleotide messenger RNA. RefSeq lists its product as uncharacterized. The record is from RefSeq and is a predicted model, not a curated record. Gene Ontology annotation, molecular function: oxidoreductase activity. Lineage: Eukaryota; Fungi; Basidiomycota; Agaricomycetes; Agaricales; Marasmiaceae. The coding region runs from base 1 to 1008 and encodes 335 amino acids. The transcript has 4 exons.